CAUAUUACCGAAAAUAUAGUGUCAAAUUAAUUCACCAAAGUUAUGUUCUACUUUUGACAGGAUAAAUUUAAACUUAUUAUACAUUAGGUUUUUUAAUAUGUUAAUCAUUCAUUUAAGGCUGUUAAACAAAAGGCCUUGAUUUGAUUCAGAGCUAUCAUGAGAUUAUUGUGUUUACAAUUGUUGGGAAGAGGUGGCUAGCAUCAGAAAAGCUCUAUUUUCGAAUUAAAGUCGUGGCAAAUCCGCUUCUUUUAUAACACGGUCGAUUGAAGAGGCCCAAAAAGUCAUGGCUGUGCCAGGAGCUGGAGGAUCACGAAGUUAUAACUUUAAAAUCGUCCUGCUCGGAGAAGGCUGUGUAGGGAAAACGAGUCUCGUUUUGAGAUAUGUCGAGGACAAAUUCAAUGACAGACACAUCACUACGUUGCAGGCUUCAUUUCUCACAAAGCGAGUAAACAUUAGCGGCAAAAGAGUGAAUCUGGCUAUAUGGGACACUGCGGGUCAAGAGAGGUUCCAUGCUCUAGGGCCAAUAUACUACCGAGAAUCCCACGGUGCUAUUUUAGUUUACGAUAUAACUGAUGAAGACUCUUUUCAGAAAGUUAAGAAUUGGGUACGGGAGUUACGAAGAAUGUUGGGCAACGAUAUUUGCCUAGUUAUCGCAGGAAAUAAACUCGACCUUCAGAAAGACCGGCAUGUACUCUUAGAAGAAGCAGAGGGAUAUGCGCAGGAGGUAGGGGCCUUUCAUGUCCAAACGUCUGCAAAAGAAAACAAAGGAGUGGAAGAAUUAUUCAUCGAAUUGACUCGAAGGAUGUUAGAAAGUGCAGUUGCUAAUGAUCAGCAAAGGGUAAAUGCUCUUUCUAGGGGCAAUAAUGCUAGUAACCUGCAGAUUGUUGAUGAUCCUGCAGUGCAAACCAAUACAAAAUCAUGUUGUUGACAUAAAAACAUGAUUUGCAAUAUUGAAUAUUUUUCAUAUAUUUUCACCAGUUUCAGGGUGAUUGAAAAAUAUCACAUGUUAAUUCCUCACUCAAAGACUGUAUAGUAAUGAGCUUGGCAAUGUUAAUAUUAAGGUUUAGAUGAGGAAUAUUUUUCAAAUAUUGAACAAACUUUGUAAUGCUCUCCUAAAAGAUAAUUUUUUAGUAUUUGUUGAUAACAAAUUUUAGAGCAAAAAUUGUGUAACAACUGUUUGAUAAUGGUGUAGAAUUUGCAAAUUUGCACAUUUAUAUUUUCAUAAUGAAGAAGAAUAGUCAUAAUAAUGUUUGUUAGUUAAAAUUAAUGGAGAUCUUUAACUUUGUAAAGAAUUUGUAUCGGAUAAGCAUCUGUUCGAAAUAUGCUAUAUAUUAAUGGGAAGUACCGUAGUUAUUGAGUGGUAUUUAGUAUGCCAGAUGCUUUUCAUUAAUUUUUGUGGUUUUAGAAAUGCUAAAUGUUUAGAAAAUGUUGUUCAUAAUAAUGACAGUAAAGGCAAUUUUUUGUUUACCUAUGUUGAUCUUUGGAAAGACAAAAGAGGAACAUAGUGUAGAUGUUUUUUUUUAUAUAUAAUAAUGGUACUGAACAUACAGAGAUUAUUUGUAAAAUACUCCCUAAAAUUUAUUGUUUCUUCACAAUUAGAAACUAUUUCAAUUUUCAAGUGUUUUAACCAGUUAGUAGGUAAUAAAAGAGUCCAGAAUUCUACUAACAUAACUGAUAACUGAUAUGUAGGUAUCAGUGGUGGGUAAUAGAGUAUGGGAAAUGGCCAAAUUAAUUUUCUAAUUUAAAGGCCGUAAUGGGAAGAGAUUUGUUCCAUUGCUAAGAGGCAUAGGCAUGGUUAGGUUUUUCUAAUUGUUAUUAUUGUUAACUUUUCUGUUUCAAAGAGCUGUUUGUAAAUUGCCAGGACUGAUUUUGUAUCAUCAGAUGAGGGUAGGAGAAUGCAUAGGAAGAGGACAAAACCAGGACCAGCAGGAAUAAGAGGGGAUUUCUUCAAAGCAGUUGGAGAACUGGUCAUAUAGAUCUGACCAGAAUAUAUGAAGCGGUUAGGAAGGAAUGUGUCAGGAAAAGUGGGAAGUUAGUAUGUAUGACAGUUUUCAUAUAAAGAGGAAAAGGGUAAGCACUAUAGUGCAAAAAUUAUAGAGGAAUAAGUUUGCUUGAGCAUCUUCUAAAAGUAGGGGAAAGGAUGCAUUGAAUAGGCUUGAAAGAAUGGUUAUAAGUGAUAAUUUUGGCUUUAGUCAGGAAAGUUGUUGUCUUUACGCCAGAGAAAUUAACAAUGAUGGCAGUACUGAUGAGGCAGCUAUUGGGCAAGCACCAUGUAAAGGGGAAGAUGUACCCCAUACCUCUGGAAAUUGAGAAGGCAUUUGACAUAUGGUACCAUCGCAGACAAACAGAAGACCAUUAUGUAAACAGAUGGUACCAGAAAAACCCAUUGAAUAACAGUGUUACUACACUAUAAUGGAAAAUCCAGAAUGAUCCUGACAUGUGUAUCAAAAGAGUUUGAAAAGUUAGUUUGUGUCCUUUAAGUAUCAGCUCUGAGUCCUUUGCUGCUUAUCUUAGUAAUGGAGGAAACUACAAGAGUACAUAAAGGCCUGCCUUUGGGAGCUGCUAUGUGAAGACAACAUAAAUGUUAAUAUCGGAAUUAGUAGAUGUAAAUUGUUUAAAAGAGAAAUGGAAUUGACAGAAAAGGAAAACCGAGUAGUAGGAUCUUGUUUUUAAGUAAAGACAGCCUUAAAAGACAUUGGUUGAUCAUAUCUGAUACUUUUGAGUAUGUAGUGGACAGUUUUGAGCGAGUAGUAAGAAAAAGAGUACCAACGGUCAUUAGGAAAUGAUUAAGGUUGCUAGUUUUGAUAAAGAAAGAGUAUCCGUGUAAUAAACGGAAAAAGUUUGUGGUGUGUGUUUAAGGUCUCUUCUACAUGUCCUCUAGAUGAUUUGACCAUAUGCAAAGAAGUGGGAGGUGAUGUUGAAGAGAUUUAACGACAAAAUACUAAUAUUUAUAGCUGGAAUUUGGGGGAAGAUCAUAUACAUAAAAGUAAGCAAGUUGUAGAGAAAAUAGUCCAAAUAGAUCUCAAAGAGUAGACGAUUGGGUUUGCCUUAAAAGACAGAUAAUUAUAGAAAAAAGGAAAAGAGGGCUCAAGGGAGUGAAGCUGCGCAAGCCACAAGGAACUAGAAAGAACUCAUCACAUCAAACUUUCUAAACAAAAUCUGACAGAAAAUUAUAAUGAUGAUAUUCAUUUCCCACUCUUUUGAUCCUUUCUUUCUUUAAUCAGGUUUCAUUUAUUUUGGUAAGCUUAUGUUUGGCUGGUUUUUAAGCUACCUUUAGCUGGUUGUUUGUUAUUCCUGUUAGGUUUUAUUUUGCUUUUUGUCUCCUGAAGGAAUGUAACUUGUUCAAAUGUUAUAUUUGGUGUCUCCAUCAUGCUAGCACCCUCCAGCUUGUAUUCAUUCCUUUCAUUUAGAAGGUUUUCAAAAUGUUGCCUCCAUUGUUUUAUUAUUCAUCUUCAACCUCCAUUCGCAUAAUUUUGUAUAGACAUACUAUUCACCUUAAUUUUUUAACCACUUUGCUAUCCAGAGUAUUUUCUUCAUCUGUUUGGUAAGUUGAGAUUUUGAUUCUGUUCUUCACAAUUUAUCUUUUUAGCCUUGCUACCCACCUAUAACAUCCCUUGCAUUCUUGUUUACCACUGUAUGGUCUGGCCUGGCUGCCACCUCUCUUGAUUUCCCAACCAUUUCUCUUUGCUGAUUGGGUGUUUUCUUUCCAGCAUGUGUUUGUGCUAUACAAAAGGCCAAGUAUAUUACAUUGUAUUGGUGUUGUGUAGAGAACACUGAUUAUAUUAUUAUAUAGAAUACUUUGGUUACAUGAAUGUUUAAACUUUUAAUGUUUUAUGUAUAAAUUAUUGUCCAUAUAUCUUAAUUGAUAGUAUUUUAUUGUAUGUUGUUUUGGCAUGCUAAGUUUUUUCAGCUGCUUGUAAUACAGGAGAAAAUUAGAACUGAACAUUUUUAAAGAUAUUCUUUGUAUCUAUGACUCAACACACUUUUGUUUCUGAUUUUUCUAUUUUGCACUUUUGAGAAACUUCAGUGAUUUUGAUGUAGUAUUUUGUUCAGGAGAUACAUAAAAGAAUUUUGGUUUCUUUGUAGCACAUUUACAGUGAAAAAUCUGUAAAUAAGGAAGUAGCCAGACAGAUUUGUAGGAUUGCCCAGGAAAUUGCAUAAAAGAAUGUGACAGAAGGUAAUUUGCUGAAAUUACUUUUGAAAACAAUAGUGAUGAUUUUUUUAAUACAGUACCGUAUACCCUGCAUCACAUUUAUGAAGGUGCAAAUUCAACCAUAUAUAGAAAUACAUGCGCAGAAGUAGAAUCAAUAGAAAAGAAAAUAUAUAUAAUUUUAAUGGAGCCUCCAACAUUAAGUUGGAAAUGUCUGCUACAAAAAAAUAUCAUGCAAUACAUGUGGAGAUUGAUGAUGAUAUAACUUGUACUUCUGAUGUAUCAAAGUAUAAAUGUUACUGCAUUAUUGAUAAAUUUGCUUUAAAGCAACCUUUAAAGUACUUUUCAUGAUAUCUAAUAACUUUACAACCUGUAGUCUGUACCCUACUCACUGCCAUCAGUAGCCAUGACCAAAAUGGCUUUGGUCAGUAGAUAGAGGGACCCCGACAACAUCAUCUUGCAAUAUAAUAGAGUUUCUCUAUAGUGCUUUUAAUAACAAGCUAAGAAACAAGCCAUAUUAUAAGUAUGUUUGGCAUUUUAUUUAAGUUUUUGUAUAAGUUUCUAUUUCUGUGUACAGGUGUCAUCUUGACCAUGUACUGCAGUAAAAGAGAAAAGACUAUGAACAAGGUUUCUUGUAUAAGGUUUGAAAACAAGAAAAGACUCAUCAUAGUUAGUCAUAUAGGGAUUCCUUGUAUAGACUAUAAAAUAGUCGUAAAAGUAUGGUAGAGCUAUGCUGGGAUAGCCAAGGCUUGAAUGGUAGGGAUUGCUAUUAUAAAUACUGAUAUGAAUGAAAAAAGGUUGUAUAAAAAUUGAAUAAACGUACAUCAUUAGGAUAAAGAAUUUAAAGUUGAGUGAUCUGCAAUACACGUAAACAUUCUAACACUUAGGUUACCUUAAAUUUCAGAUAAUAUGGAUUUUUGGCUCUGGUCUCUUAUUAAGAAGUGUUGAAGAGCAGAAUCAGACAAAUAUCCAACUUGUCAUCAGAUGAACUCAUAUUUUCUUUGCAAUAAACUAUGCUAUUUGCUUUUUGUUUUUCUGCACUAAUGAGCUCAUCGUGCUAACAAAUAUAUGUUAUUAUUUUAGCAGGCUGGAGAAUAUAUGUGGUAUCAUUUUCACAGGCUGAAGAAAUUAAAGUGCAAAUAUGGAAAUAUUAAAAAUAUGAGUAAAUGUGUGUGCACGAUGGAUGUAUAUGUUUUAAGGUACAACAAUGGUAAAAAGACAAGCACCCUAUAUGCAUUGUGAUUACCCUUAAAUUUUUCUGAAAGGUCACAUUUUUAUCUAACCACAUUUUGAGCGAUGAAAAUAGUAUGAAGGAAUAUUCUCAGAACUACAUUGCUGAGAAUUAAAGUAUUUCAUUGGAUGAGAGAAAAUAUUAACUUCCAGGACCUUAGCCUUCCAUAUCAUGUCUUAGUAUUGGACAGCUAUCAUUAUAGCUUUAAACUUUAUUAAGGUUUUAUUGCAUUUGUACAUAUUAAAUAUUGAUUUUGCAGCCUUUCAUAGUAGUCAGCUUUUACAAUUGCUAUUUGAUUUGUUAUCAUUGUGAGAUUAUCUUGCAUUGUGUAUUUUGCUUUAUAUGUUUAUAGCCAUGUGUACUUUUGCCGUGUUUUGGCCAGUUGCAUGUUAUUGGUUCCAGUUUCCUUUUCAGUAUUUAUCAGACACCAGUAUUUGUAGUUUGUCAUGUUGACAGACUCCAUAUACAAAAACUUUUAUCUGAUUACAAAAUUUUUAUGCAGCAUUUUGAAAAAUAAGUGUGCUACAUAUUUAUGUUGUGUGCAUUGUACAAGACUGUAUCCCUCCAUAUUUGUAAUUUUUGUCAUUUACAAGACCUUUCAAUUUUGAAGACUAGAAAUAGCAUAAGCCUGGAUUAUUUGCAUCCCUAAAGAACCAGGAUUUUUUUUUCUGAUAAUUGUGUGACAUUUAUUUUUUUACAUACAUUGCAUAAUUUUUACAUUUCUAAAUAUCAAAUUAGUUCUCCGAAAUUCAUUUUGUGGCCAGAAUCAUAAAUUGUCACUUGUUUCUGUUAUUUAGAUAAACUACUCUUUUCUUCCCUGAUACAUAUAUGAUUUCUUUUUUGUCUCCUUACAUAGGCCAUAUUGCAAUUUUUGGAAUAGAUAAUGCUGUUUAUCCCCAAGACUCUUAGUGGUUUAUUGUAAUUUUCUGUGAUAGUUUAACCUAGUAAUUUUCUCUCCAUUAAACAAUUUGCAAAACCUGAAAUGCAUAUGCACAUGGUAUUACUGUUUAUUAAUCAGAGUUUCUUUCCAUCUUUUCUCCUAUGGAACAAAAUUGCAGGUAAUUUCAUUUCCACAAUAUUAAGAUGGAAUACUCCUUAGUAUCUUUACCUAAAAUGAAGAUAGAUAAGAAUAUAAAUUCUGUGGUAGAAUUACAUCAAUAUUUUUCCUUAAUACAAGUAAACUAAAUGUUCUCUUAACUCAUUUGUAUAGAACCAUUCAUAAAUUUCACUUGAAAAAAAAAACUAGGAUAUCCUUCCCUUUUACAUUAAUAUUUUUUGUCUUAAAUCAAAUAGACCAAAUAUUCUCGACUCAUUUCUACAGAACCAUUCAUUAUAAGUUUCACUGGGAAAAACACUAGGAUAUCCUUCCCUUUUCAGAAGUGUCAAAGAAACACCCCAGGACAGGUCUCAUAAAUUCUUAUGAAGUAAAGGUAACCACAAAGUCCUACAUACAGUUCUAUGUGCUCCUACUUUGUGGUACUGCUUAGUUGGACAAGGAAAUACACUUCAUACUGUAGCCAUGAUUUAACCCGAAAUACACUUCAUACUGUCGCCAUGAUUUAACCCGAAAUACACUUCAUACUGUCGCCAUGAUUUAACCUAUUAGUUUUAGUUUCUGGACAAUUUAAAAAAUCAAGAGCCAUAUGCCAGUACUACUACAUAAAACGAUGGUUUUAAUGGUGGUAUUUUAAUAUUAAAAUUUCUAUAAAUUUCCUGCUAAUGAAAAAUUAUCCCACCCAAGAUACUCUCUCUCUCUAUGUUAAGUAUGGAUAGAUUUAAAAACCAACGCACCAAAGAAUAUGCCACGAAAGGUGACAUAUUGUUGCCUUGAUUCAAAGAAAAGGAAUUCAGCAUUACAAAAUUCCCUUAAUUGCAAAAUGGUCAGGGUGCUGUAUUCAGGCUGUUUGUAAUUUGCUGGCAAAGGUCUUGUUACAGAUUUGUAUUUUCAAUAUGCCCUUAAUUUUUAUUCCUAGUUAUCACUUGUAGCAUUUCAUAUUGAUCAGGUUUAUUCUUACUAUUCUAACUUAUAUGCAUAAUCUGACAGCUCCUGCGGGUAUAUUUAAAAAAUAAACAUUUUAAUUUAGUGUUCUUUGAUCAUCAUGGUAUUACUGAACACUGGUUCAGAAUUUUGCAAGAUUUCUUUACUUGCAAGAACUGGUAAAAUAUUUGAAGAUUUUGAGGGACUUUGGUAUAUUCUAUAGUUGUUAAUUGAAUGUUCAGUUCUCAACUGUGUAAAAAUUAUUGUUUUAUUAAAGAUGAAUGCUUUGUUCACACAGUUCAGUUCUGAAAUGUUGGAAAAUUUUUCCAUCUUAUAUGAGUGGUGUUUUUCCUGUGAAAGAAUAUGUGUAAUCUCAGACUUGUGUGAUAAAACUGACUUUUGUGUGAUUUAGUUUUUGGACAGUAUAAUCUCAGUGCUGAACUGUACCUAAAAGUUAUCCUUAGGCCUGUUUACUUAUGCAGGGACUGAACUGAUCUACAAUUAGAAUGAUUUUCCAAUUAUGGCCUUAUUUUAUAGAAAUGAAUUGCAUCACAGGAAAAAUGUAUUUAGCUAUCAUAUACUAUAUCUCUUUCUCAUGUUUUGACUUUCAAUUACUACUUGAAAUUUUAUAUUUGCUGAGAUAAUCUUUAUAUUAGAGGUGCAUGGGAGUAUUACAUACGUACUUGUAAAUUGUAUUUUAUGGAAAAUGUGAUACAUUACUUUUGAUAUCUUGUAUAAAUGUGCAUGUUAUACAUUGCUGUAUAUAUAUAUUUAUACUAUAUAUUUUGAAUAAUAUACCUAGCAAGACCAUACACCACACUGUAGUAGUUGUAUAUUAUUAGUUUUCCUAGUCAUUAUAUUUAGUUCUGUAAUGACUUUCUCAGAUUUAUAAUAAAUAUAUCUUCAAUAUAGUUGUUCUGUAGGGUGAUUAAAUGAGUUAUGCAAAAUGUCAUGUAAGCAAUUUUGAUAAUUUUGUCAAUAAACCAAAAAAUUACA
Macrobrachium nipponense is the source of this 8355-nucleotide messenger RNA. Its product is annotated as ras-related protein Rab-21-like. Lineage: Eukaryota; Metazoa; Arthropoda; Malacostraca; Decapoda; Palaemonidae. Gene Ontology annotation, biological process: vesicle-mediated transport; Rab protein signal transduction. Bases 284 to 928 code for a protein of 214 amino acids. Gene Ontology annotation, molecular function: GTP binding; GTPase activity. The transcript has 5 exons. Gene Ontology annotation, cellular component: Golgi apparatus; endosome. The record is from RefSeq and is a predicted model, not a curated record.